GGCUGAGCCAGAGGCCAGAGCCACAACUCACAAGCCUAGCGAAGUGGGUGCUCCCAGAUCUUCCAUAUAUACGCAAAAUAUACAGGCACAAAAGAUCAUCAGGUAUAGAGAAAAAUGCUAGGCCUGGGCGCACCAGAUCAAGAAGUAGCCAAGAACCACUCUUCUGCUUCAUCUUCAUGGCGGCUUUUGUGCUGCAGAAACUGCACUUGUUGUUCAGGUUCAUCAGCAGAAGCAGACAGGGAAGGUGAUGGUGGCCCUGAGAAGCUUAGCAGAUCAUCAGCUUCAAAGAAGCCUGGGGGAUGGAAGGCCAUGCCUUUUAUCUUAGGGAAUGAAACGUUUGAGAGGCUGGCAGUGUUUGGGUUGCUUGCCAACUUCAUGGUGUACUUGACGAGAGAGCUGCAUAUGGAACAAGUGUUUGCUUCCAACGUUAUCAACAUUUGGUUUGGGAUUACCAACUUUGCUCCUCUCCUCGGCGCCUUCAUCUCUGACGCUUAUGUCGGUCGCUUCAAGACCAUUGCCUUUGCUUCCUUUGCUUCCCUUCUGGGGCUGAUCACUGUGACUCUAACAGCUUGGUUACCCAACCUGCAUCCUCCGCCUUGCACUCCUGAACAGCUAGCACAGAGUCAGUGUGUGAAAGCUAACAAUACUCAUCUGGGCGUUCUCAUUCUGGGACUCUGUUUCUUAACUAUAGGCUCUGCUGGUAUAAGACCUUGCAGUAUCCCAUUUGGUGUGGACCAAUUUGAUCCCACCACUGAUGAAGGCAAGAAAGGGAUCAAUAGCUUCUUCAAUUGGUACUAUACUACAUUUACUUUGGUUUUGCUGAUAACUCAGACUGUGGUGGUUUAUAUACAAGAUUCUGUAAGCUGGGCGAUAGGGUUUGGGAUACCAACUCUGUGUAUGUUCUUCUCAAUCGUCAUGUUCUUCAUUGGGACGAGGAUCUACGUGCAUGUUAAACCAGAAGGAAGCAUAUUUUCUGGCAUUGCUGAGGUCCUGGUGGCUGCUUACAGAAAGCGACAUGUGGAGCUUCCAGGUGACAAGAUCGAUGGGGUUUUCUAUGAUCCGCCAUUACAGGAGGGUUCUAUUGUUUUGUCAAAACUCCCUUUAACUGAUCAAUUCAGGAUCUUAAACAAAGCCUGUCUGAUAAUGGAGGGUGAGCUGAACACAGAUGGGACCAGAGUGAACCAGUGGAGACUUACCAGCAUUCAGCAAGUAGAAGAAGUGAAAUGCCUUGCGAGGAUAUUCCCAAUCUGGGCUGCUGGAAUCCUCAGUCUGACUUCAAUGGCACAGCAAGGCACAUUCACAGUAUCACAAGCCUUAAAAAUGAACAGGCACCUCGGACCCAAGUUCCAAAUUCCAGCAGGUUCACUCGUGGUCAUCUCGUUCCUCACCAUAGGCCUGUGGGUCCCUUUCUACGACAGAGUCUUCGUACCUUCGCUGAGGAAAAUCACCAAACAAGAAGGAGGCAUAACUCUGCUUCAAAGAAUCGGAAUAGGCAUGGUCUUCUCUAUCCUCUCCAUGAUCGCCGCCGGUAUGAUCGAGAAAGUGAGAAGGGAUCUAGCUAAUUCCAAUCCAAACCCACAGGGAAUCGCUCCCAUGUCAGUGAUGUGGCUAGCCCCACAAUUGAUUCUGAUGGGUCUGUGUGAGGCGUUCAAUAUAAUCGGACAGAUAGAGUUCUUUAACAGGCAAUUUCCCGAACACAUGAGGAGCAUUGCGAAUUCACUGUUCUCUUGCUCGUUCGCUGGGGCUAACUAUGUGAGCACGAUUCUAGUGACUGCAGUUCAUCGCACCACAAGAACACAGACGCAUCCCGAUUGGCUCACGAAUAACAUCAACGAUGGUAGACUGGAUUAUUUCUACUAUCUUAUUGCUGUGAUCGCGGCUCUGAACUUGGUUUAUUUCCUCUUCGUUGCUCGGCGAUAUCGAUACAAGCCAACUCCAGAUCUUCCUCAUGACGUGGAACUAGCUCCACACAAAGGCUAGUGAAGAAUUGCUUGCAGUUUGUGAUAUUACCGUUAUGUAUGUAUGAGAAACCUUCAAACUUGUUUACAAGAACAAAUGAUUGAUAAUAUCUAACCUAUCUAUCUAUCUAUCUAUUUAUGAAAAUAGAAUCGCAAGUUUACAUUUGGA
Messenger RNA from Prosopis cineraria, 2127 nucleotides. Its product is annotated as protein NRT1/ PTR FAMILY 2.13. Gene Ontology annotation, cellular component: plasma membrane. Gene Ontology annotation, biological process: transmembrane transport. The coding region runs from base 115 to 1980 and encodes 621 amino acids. The transcript is spliced from 4 exons. NCBI's taxonomy places the organism in Eukaryota, Viridiplantae, Streptophyta, Magnoliopsida, Fabales, Fabaceae. The record is from RefSeq and is a predicted model, not a curated record. Gene Ontology annotation, molecular function: transmembrane transporter activity.